ACUCUCGCGAUCACGACGAACAAACGUAAUGGUUACGCACUCUCUUGCAAGUGAAACAGCGACUGUAAUUUCUCCCAAAUAAAGCUUCAAUCUUUUUACCUCCACUAAUUUCUCGCUAAUAACCCAACCAGAUUAUUCAUUUCCGUUCACAAAUUCUUCAAAUCCAAUGUGUUUUCCCAAACUUUAUUCGUGCAAUUGCAUUGGAAAACCGUGAUUUAGGUAUAUGAACUCUAGAAUUUGCCACAAUAGAUCAAAUCCCCAACAAUAGUUUACUACUGGGUUUUGCAAUUCACUAUCAAAUCUCAAAUGGGUCGCCGCUCAAUCAACUCAAACGCGGGUAACUGGCUCUCUGUGGGUAUCAUUUUACUGGGUUUAUUAGCUUGUACUUUAGUCUAUGUAGUUAUCUCAGUUGUACUUAAACCCAGCAAUUCAAUCACUGAUUUUAAUAAAUUAACAGUAGAUGAGAAUGAUGGGAGUAAUUUAGAGAGGGAAAAUGUGGGUGAGUGUUGUAAAGGGAUCCCAAAUUUGGAGCUCUGGGGUUCUGCAGUUAAGUGGGGUACAGACCAUAAGUUUAAUUCUGCGGAAGAGUGUUGUAAAUCUUGUAAGGCAAUGUGUAGUGGUAAAAAUGGGCCCUGUUUGUGCGAUACUUGGGUCUUUUGUGGUGAUCGUCAAGCUUGUGGAUCGAAAUUUGGUGAGUGUUGGUUGAAGAAGCAGAAGGACACAUUGGCUCCUCAGCGUCAAGAUGCGGGAAGCAACGUUAUGUGGACAUCUGGUCUUGUAUUUGGCAAAGGAGAGGGAAUUAUUGGUUUGGAGACAGAGCAUGGUACCCUUCACAUAAAACUUUACCCAGAUUCUGCUCCAUAUUCGGUACUGUACAUUCUUGAGUUACUGACGCUUGGCCACUGUGCUGGCUGCCAAUUUUACCGAGCAGAAGACCGAGGGGAUUCUUGGGACUUAAAGGGAAACCACAUAAACGAUGCUUCUUUCGGCCCCCCAUAUGCAUUGAUCCAAGGAACACUUGAAGCAGGAGGCACACCUUUCCGGCAGGUGCCUGCUGAAGUGUGUCGAACUAUCAAGAGAGGUGCAGUUGCAUGGGUAGGGUCUGGUCCAGAGUUUUUCAUAAGCUUAGCCAACCAUGUCGAAUGGAGAAAGGCUUAUACAGUGUUCGGGUCUGUUCUUCCGGAGGAUAUGGUUAUUUCCGAGAAAAUUGCGAAGCUGCCGACAAUGCCAGAUGUUUGGAACAAUGUUAAUGUUUCUGUCUUGAAAAAACCGGUUCCGAUUUCAAUCCAGAGAAUCAAAACUGAUAGUAAUGAAGAUCUUACACAUAGAUUAUAGUUUUUUGUAAUAAUUAUUCCUCUUAAUUUCUCAGUUAUUUCAUCCUUCCACAAAUAGUUUUACUGGUUAAAAGCCAAAUAGGUAAAGUUUUAUGUUCUUUUUUACCUUUGGGCAAACAUUGGACAGAGAUCCUCAGCUAUGAUUCCAAUUUGUUUUUGGUUGUUAUUAUUAUUGUUUGGUUGAUGUUGGUAGCAUUGUUUAA
This is a messenger RNA of Amaranthus tricolor (Joseph's coat), 1537 nucleotides long. RefSeq lists its product as uncharacterized. The transcript has 5 exons. The record is from RefSeq and is a predicted model, not a curated record. Gene Ontology annotation, molecular function: peptidyl-prolyl cis-trans isomerase activity. The coding region runs from base 307 to 1335 and encodes 342 amino acids. NCBI's taxonomy places the organism in Eukaryota, Viridiplantae, Streptophyta, Magnoliopsida, Caryophyllales, Amaranthaceae. Gene Ontology annotation, biological process: protein peptidyl-prolyl isomerization.